Messenger RNA from Olea europaea var. sylvestris, 1037 nucleotides. RefSeq lists its product as uncharacterized. Lineage: Eukaryota; Viridiplantae; Streptophyta; Magnoliopsida; Lamiales; Oleaceae. The record is from RefSeq and is a predicted model, not a curated record. Gene Ontology annotation, cellular component: mitochondrion. The coding region runs from base 67 to 666 and encodes 199 amino acids. The transcript is spliced from 7 exons. Gene Ontology annotation, molecular function: protein-containing complex binding.
UCAAGACUGGUUUUUGCCUUUUGUAGAUCGGGUAGGUCAUCCAUUCAAGAACCUUGGGCUAACCGCAUGACUUGGCAUCAAGGAAAUCUUCUUUCAACUGACUCGUGGAAGGAUGCACUGAAGGGAGUAACUUCAGUUAUUUCUUGUGUUGGUGGUUUUGGUUCCAACUCUUACAUGUAUAAAAUCAAUGGGACUGCAAAUAUCGAUGCUAUUAGAGCUGCUUCUGAAGAAGGUGUGAAGAGAUUUGUGUACAUCUCUGCUGCUGACUAUGGUGUGGUAAAUUAUUUGCUACGAGGAUAUUAUGAAGGAAAGAGAGCUGCUGAGACGGAACUAUUGACUAGGUAUACCUAUGGAGGACGUAUUCCAAUCUUAACCAGAGUUUGUGUUGCUUUAGGCGUAAUUCUUAGGCCAGGGUUUAUCUAUGGAACUCGUCGUGUUGGCAGCAUGAAGUUGCCUCUAGGUGUCAUCGGUUCUCCACUGGAAAUGGUUCUCCAACAUGCAAAACCACUUAGUAAAGUCCCCCUUGUUGGACCUCUCUUCGCUCCGCCUGUUAACGUUACAGCAGUUGCAAAGGUUGCUGUACGAGCAGCGACUGACCCUGUUUUCCCUCCUGGCAUCAUUAACGUCCAUGGAAUUAUACGUUACAGCCAGCAGAAAUCUCUGUAGAGGAUUGACCUUUCUCUUUCCUCCAUCGUAUAGUUUUCGGUACAGCUAAAUUUUUUCGACCACUCUUCUGCAAAUCUUUAAGAAUGCUCGACUCUAUAAUUUACCGCUGUUAUCAAAAUGCAAUAAAGGAUUUGAACUUCCAUAAAUAAAUGUCAUCUAUUUUUGCUGUGGUCUGUAUCUCUGUCAAACUCUGGGGUGCUGUUGGUUUGUAAAGGCAUAAAAUUUAGUCUUUACCAACUCGAGCAAUUUUGCAUUCGGACCUCAUUGUAAUAGGUAUUGUAUGUUCACAAAUAUUUUAAUUUCUUCUUUUUUAUUUAUUGUCUGAAUUAUCUAAUUCAGAACAAGCUGCUAAUGACAAAAAUUGAUUUUUA